GUAGUGGUGAAGAGUGUGUACAGGGAGGCCAUGUGAUGAUGACCAUAAUAGUGCUGUUAUGAAUGUGAUGGUGAUGGUAUAUGACGCUGUCGACGUGAUGGUGACCAGGAGUGUCUUUAAAAACACUGACGAUAAAAAAAAAACUUGUGCGCUAGGCUGCCAGACGUGCGACGGUGUUAGCAGAGAGCCUUGUUACCCAUCGUUUAGUGUGUGAUCAAUUACCAGUACUCAGUGGAGGGGAGGAUACUCACCCCAUGCACCCGUUGAUGUAAUCAAGAUCUUAUUCCGUCACUUAUUAACAUGUUGUCUUACGUGUUUAAGCAUCUUCUCAGUUGUCACUGCGUCAGCCUUGGGUAGUCUGUCACAGCACCAACUACAGUCGCCUCUGCCAUAUCUGGCAGCAAACCUUCCACUCUGAACCAUGACGUCGUCUUGCGUGCCUCCCAAGAGUGGUACCAUCCCUCCAGAGGCCCCGAGCCUUCGCCACGACCACAACGGCAACGACGACAACGGCGACACUUCAAGCGACUCUGAUUCCAUCUGUACAUGUGCGUCGAACAGCACGACGUCUCUGGACGGCUCUCCAGUCAGCAGAGACGUCGGCAGACUGGAUCAAAACACAGAGUCUUCAGUAUCCCCAGUUGCCCCGCCAUCAACUGACACUCAAGCAGCAACCCAGACGAUAGACAGUAAUGGAAAUCCUCAUUUAGUGAUAUACAUUUCCCCUCCAGUGGUGGUGCCGGCGAGAGAGUGCAACAUAUGCAACAACUGCCGCAAACAGCAGCAGGGGUUGCUGGAACACCUGUGGCUGGGUGUGGUUAAGAUCUGCGAGUUCUGUCCGUGGGUCGUCGGGUUCGUCAUCAUCUACUACUGCUUCCACUGGUGGGGCGUCGGGCCCGGGUUCUCUGCGUUUCUCUUCACAGUUGGUGUGCACGCAAUGAUCCGCCUGGUGAGGACUCACGGGGCCCUUGAGUGCUCUUCCCUCCAAGUUCCCGAAGGCCACCUGGAGAGUAACAGCGUGGAGGAGAGAGUCGCUGCUGAGAGCAGGGACCAGCGGCAGGCCCGGCAGGACGCCACCCACGAGUCUGCCAACGAAAAGCCUCCGUCAUAUGAGGCUGCCUUGGUGAGACCUCCUCCGUACGACCUCUACUACCACCUGAGCCCAGCCAAGCCGCGCGACCAAGCGCUGGUCAACAACUUGGAGGGGGGACUCCUCAAAACAGAUUUCCUGAGCCUUCCCAGCCUGGUGGAGGGCUCCAGGGUAGUCAGACCCGAGGACGACGACGCCUCCCUCCCAUCCUACCAGGAAGCCAUCAUCAGACAGUCUUACAGGAACGAGACCUUUCCGGUGGAGAAUCAGGGCUAUGACUGAAGCAUCUCAUUCACGUCUCGUUUAGCCACAGUACGUGUUCCUCUCGUCCAGGGGAGAAUUAUUCAAGAGUGACAAGAAAUGAUCUUAGUUGACAGUACAGGAAUGAUGCUCUUGAUCUCUUAGUCUUGGGUACCUGAGUUCACUGUCCUGCCGCAGAGAGGAAAUAAGGAUAAUCAGUUCACAAUGGUAAUGAGCAAAAGUCCUGCCUUCUCCUGCACCCUCGGCGGCAAUGCUACUCUGAGGGAGGUAAGGCUUUGAGGUAAAGUUCUCUCUUGGUGUUAAUUUGUAAAUAAGCAAUGCUUCUUUGACUUGUUUUACUUGUUUAAAGCCAUAUUUAUUGAGAUUCUGUACAGUUGUAAUGAAUUAAGUCGGAAAAUAAGUCAUUGUUAUAGCAUUCGGGAUUUCAGAAGAAUGAUAAUCAUGAUAAAUUAAUACAAAUCGGCAAAAAACAAAGAGGACGAUAAAUGUAAGAUAAGAAAUGAUGGCGUCCAGAAGAGAUACAAGGGAAGCCGUAGGGGUGACUUCACACCGGCCACAGUGCCAACACCACAGUAUGUUAGGGACACACCGUCAUGGUAGUGCCUGCUUGGCACCCGUUAUCUCAUUCUACUAGGAGUAAGCCGUAUUUGCUCAAUGCCUUAUGCCACUGUUCCGUCCCUGGAAGGCUGGAGAACUGUAAAUAUGCCAGCCAAGUAGAUGUUUGAGUUUGUCCUUAUCAGACGAAAGAAAACGGAAGAAAGAGAGGGAGAGAUGUGGGAAGCGGGGAGUAAGUGGAAGCCAGACUCACCUGGAUCUAUUAGAUACGCAUUAUAUGUAAUUAUAGAGUCAAAUGCUUCCCUAACAGUUGUUAGGGAAACUGCGUAUACAUUUUCCAGCAGCAGCAACAUGGUCACACUGGGGGUUGAGGGACACCAGCACCACAGGGACAGGGACGACUAUGGUCACAUUCCUAGAGCGCUUCUCCGGCGAACAGUGUGGUCUUGCAUGGUAAUAUUGGUGAUGUAAGUGGCUUAAUCCUGUGUGUGUGUGUGUGUGUGUGUGUGUGUGUGUG
Messenger RNA from Procambarus clarkii (red swamp crayfish), 2423 nucleotides. The record is from RefSeq and is a predicted model, not a curated record. NCBI's taxonomy places the organism in Eukaryota, Metazoa, Arthropoda, Malacostraca, Decapoda, Cambaridae.